Molecule: messenger RNA, 1238 nt
Organism: Aspergillus alliaceus
Lineage: Eukaryota; Fungi; Ascomycota; Eurotiomycetes; Eurotiales; Aspergillaceae
Product: copper transporter family protein
Exons: 2
Coding region: 345-917 (190 amino acids)
Biological process (GO): copper ion transmembrane transport; intracellular copper ion homeostasis
Cellular component (GO): plasma membrane
Molecular function (GO): copper ion transmembrane transporter activity
Source: RefSeq, a predicted model, not a curated record
GGGGCUCCUAAAAUGUGCUCACGUCUCCACCCUUGUGCCCGCUGGUGUGACACUUGGCUCUGGACCGCAUUCAAGCUGAUGGGUUUGUCUCAACUUUUAAUAAAUAAAGAUCCAACGCCGUCACUUACCAUCAUGUCGUCUCUCCGCUACGCUGGGUCUCCAUUUUCACUCUUUUUAUCCUUCCCUUCCUCCCUCCACACUCCCGACAUCAUUCCUUGACAAGAAUGACAACAACGAUUGCGCGAACCCAUUGAGAAAAGUUUAAGUCGUGAACUUUUGAUACGGAGGGGUACACUUAUCGCAAGCCGAACAGUCAACUGGAUAAUCACCUCCAAGCCGUCACCAUGGAUAUGAGCAGCAUGGAUCACUCGUCACACUCUUCCUCUUCCUCCUCAUCAUCCAUGUCGAUGACAAUGGUCUUCUUUAAUGCACACAAUACGCCCUUAUUCUCAACGCAAUGGACACCCGCAUCCAGUGGCGCGUACGCUGGCACUUGCAUCUUCCUGAUUGUCUUGUCGAUUAUUAGCCGACUCCUGGUUGCGUUCAAGGCUGCCAUGGAGCAGCACUGGUUGGAUGCUCAUCUCAAUCGGCGCUACGUGACUGUCGCAGGCAAGUCCACAGAGGCUGGACGUAUCGAUGCCGACCCGGAUGCAAAAGUGGCUUCCCUCGUAUCGGCACAAGGGGUAGAAGAAUCAGUUAAGGUUGUGCGUCGGGUCACACACGAUCCCCUGCCGUGGAGAUUCAGCGUCGAUCUGCCGCGUGCAUUUCUUUUUCUCCUGAUCACUGGCGUGUCCUAUCUACUCAUGUUGGCUGUCAUGACUAUGAAUGUUGGCUACUUCUGCUCUGUAUUGGGUGGCGCCUUUCUAGGUGAACUGGCCGUGGGGCGGUAUAUCCAAUGGAAUGAGCAUGGCCACUGAUGGCAUAUUCAUUAUUGUAGGGAGGUUUCCCUAUGCUUUCUGAGGUUGGGAAUUUGGACAUUCGUAUGUCAUGACGGGUUUGGAGUUAAAAGGGAGCAUUGCAUACAUUUAGCGUGGGAUUUAAGGCAUUUCGAUUACCUGUUCAUGAUACCUCUGUCAGUUGUUAUUAUCAUGUGUCCUUUUCGAACAAGUUCUUCCUAAGUGGUGCGUCCUUUAUCGCCCGUAACACUCGAUAUACCCUUCUCCAUGGAAUUUCCAUUAUUAUCAAGAUUUAUGAUUAUUAGAAGAAGUAGUACCUGAGAUCAUAUGCAGCCAAUUGAC